Letharia columbiana is the source of this 1014-nucleotide messenger RNA. RefSeq lists its product as uncharacterized. Bases 1 to 1014 code for a protein of 337 amino acids. The record is from RefSeq and is a predicted model, not a curated record. Lineage: Eukaryota; Fungi; Ascomycota; Lecanoromycetes; Lecanorales; Parmeliaceae. The transcript is spliced from 5 exons.
AUGCCGACAGCAACCGAACAGCCUCCUAAGGUUUCCCAAGCUUCCUUGCUGGCAGCCACAUGGAGCCUCUUCGCCAUCGCAGUGCUUUUUUUCCUUGCUCGGAUCGCAAUUCGACUCAAGAUUUCGCGCCGCCUUUACUUUGACGAUGCAUGGGCCUCGCUUGCCCUCCUUAUCCUUCUCGGCCUCGCCCUGGUGCUGACGGUUGCCAUACCCUCGAUGUAUCAGGUUCUCAAUGUCGGAGCAGGCCUUGCCGAGCCUGACACGAAUUUCAUGAAGAAUGCAACCUUCUAUCUGAAAUUGCAAUUCGCUUUGACAUAUCUUUAUUGGAGCUGCCUCUGGGCCGUCAAGGCGUGCUUCUUAUCAUUUUACCAUCGUCUCACCAAGAACCUCAAGUAUUGCCGUCAAGUAUGGUGGGCGACCGUCAUCAUCAGUGUGCUCUCGUACAUCGGUGCCAUCAUCACGUAUCCGGUCUCAUGCUCAUCAUUCGUAUUGGGGCAAUGCGAGAGCCAAAUACAUAUUUCUCGUUCACUUGUGUCGCUCCGAUAUAGCACAGCUGUGGAUAUCAUAACCGACGCCCUGAUAAUAGCGCUUCCUCUCUAUUUGGCCUUCCGUGUUCAGCGCCCGUUGCUUCAGAAGCUCGCGCUUGGUGGAAUCUUUAGCCUUGGAAUUGUCAUAAUUAUAUUUGCAAUCAUCCGGAUAGCUGUGACAAAUCAACACAACUCUCAUCCCGAAACGUCGUGGUUGAAUCUUUGGUCCCAAAUUGAAGCCAGCGUCGCGGUGGUAAUUAGCUCUUUGGCGCCCUUCAAAUCAUUCUUUAGCCGCCGGAAGAGGAAUUCUUCUGACGACGAGAUGUCUCCCAAAGGUCCUAGGUUGGGUACUCACCCAACAGCAAUACAACUAGACGAGCGGAGUCGCGAGAUCGCAGUACACCAGAACGGGACUAUUGGAUUGGCAGGCAGAGGAGAUUCCACGGAAAGAAUACUGAGGGGUUACGAAGUCACUGGAAAGGUAUGA